AUGACUCUGGUAGCGGUUGGUGGCGUCGCUAUUGGUAUUGGCGACGACAUUUUUCAGUCGCAUGAUUCUUGCGACGGCAAAAGGAACUCUUUGUAUGGGAAUGCCAAUACGACAGGUACAAGAGUUGUACCUACAUCAUGCAUCAUUGACAAUUCAAGCAGUCUCUUUCAACUCCAACAUCUUCAAAGCCUCAAUUUGGCCAAUAACUACUUUAAUCUCGCUUCAAUUCCAUCUGCAAUUGGAAAGCUUGCAGACUUGAGGUAUCUGAAUUUAAGUGAUGCUUUUUUUUCUGGGACUAUUCCUUCAUCUGUUGUUUCUCUUCCCAAACUGGAAACAUUAACACUAUCCCACAAUCGGUUCUCGGGUCAAGUCCCUGAAUUUUCCAAUACCUCUUCGCCCUUACUUGAAACCCUUCAUUUGGAAAACAACAAUUUAGAAGGACAAAUACCAACAUCUAUCUUCAAUCUUCAAGGGCUUCUGUAUCUCAAUCUUUCUUCAAACAACUUCAGCAGCUUUCCUUUUAAUGGUCCUCGGCUGCCCAGAAAUCUUUCAUCGGUUGACCUUUCCCACAAUAGCUUGUUGUUUGAUCACAAUGACACUAAUUCCACCUUCCUUCAUAUUGAAAAUUUGGUAUUGGCUUCUAACAAGUUGAGAGCAUUCCCAGAUUUCUUGAGAACUCAGUCUACAUUAGACUACUUGGACCUUUCAAACAACCAGAUUCAAGGUGAGAUACCUAAUUGGAUUUUGAGUCUCAAAUCUCUUAAUUCCCUUGAUCUUUCUGGCAACUCCUUGGUGACUCUAGAAGCUCCUCUUCCUAAUUUUACUUCUGCUUUAUCUUCUCUGAACCUUCAUUCCAACAAGCUUCAAGGCGAGAUACCUAAUUGGAUUUUGAGUCUUAAAUCUCUUAAUUCCCUUGAUCUUUCUGGCAACUCCUUGGUGACUCUAGAAGCUCCUCUUCCUAAUUCCACUUCUGCUUUAUCUUCUCUGGACAUUCAUUCUAACAAGCUUCAUGGUGAGAUACCUAAUUGGAUUUUGAGUCUCAAAUCUCUUAAUUCCCUUGAUCUUUCUAACAACUCCUUGGUGACUCUAGAAGCUCCUCUACCUAAUUCCACUUCUGCUUUAUCUUCUCUGAACCUUCAUUCCAACAAGCUUCAAGGCGAGAUACCUAAUUGGAUUUUGAGUCUCAAAUCUCUUAAUUCCCUUGAUCUUUCUAGCAACUCCUUUGUGACUCUAGAAGCUCCUCUUCCUAAUUCCACUUCUGCUUUAUCUUCUUUGGACCUUCAUUCCAACAAGCUUCAAGGUAUCCAUUCCUCAUAUUCCUUCCUUCAGCUUGAUCACUUGGGAUUAGCUUCUAACAAGUUGACAACAUUCCCAGACUUCUUGAGAAAUCAAUCCCAUCUAACCUACAUAGACCUCUCAUACAACCAUAUUCAAGGACAGAUACCCAAUUGGAUUUGGAGUUUCGAACUUCGAGAACUAAAUCUUUCUUGUAACUCCUUGGAAAGUUUAGAAGCUCCUCUACUUAAUUCUACCUAUGUUCUGUCUUCAGUUGAUCUUCAUUCAAACCAGCUUCAGGGACAUUUCCCCUUGUUCUUAAAUAGUAGUUAUCUAGAUUACUCAAGAAAUAAUUUCAACUCUAGUAUAUUGAUUGACAUUGGUGAUUUCAUUUCUACUGGGUCUUACCUUUCUCUUUCAAGUAAUAACUUUCACGGGGCCAUUCCAAAAUCAAUAUGCAAUGCAAGUGGUGUGGUUCUUGAUCUGUCCAAUAAUUCCUUGAGUGGAAACAUUCCCCAAUGCUUGACUCAAUCACAUUCGCUUUUGGCCAUUGAUAUGAGGAGAAACAACCUGAGUGGCACAUUUCCUGAUAAUUUUCUCAAGGAUUGUGAGCUACGAACUCUCGACCUCAGCAACAAUCAAAGACAAGGCCAACUUCCGAAAUCUCUUGUCAACUGCUCAAAGUUAGAGGUUUUAAACCUUGGAAACAAUAACAUAACUGAUACUUUUCCAUGCUUUUUGAUGAGCAUAUCCACCUUGCGUGUCCUUGUUUUGCGGUCCAACAAGUUUUAUGGAAGCAUUAGAUGUCCCAAGACAAAUGGCACAUGGCCUGUGCUUCAAAUAAUAGAUUUAGCUUACAACAAUUUCAGUGGUGAUAUGCCAGGAAGAAUGUCUCUGACAUGGCAAGCUAUGGUGUCUAAUGAGGAUGAUUCUCCAACUAACCUUGGAUUUUCUUAUAAGCUGCCGGGCAGGUAUGAUAGAGAUAAUGAAAAUAUAUCUACUAGAGACAAUAUUCAGUUGGUUGCUCGGGGCGAUUAUUAUGGAGAUGCAUCUAUGGCUCGAAAUAAUCUGCCAUGCAGGUGUAAGACAGAUAAUAAAAAUCCAGUUGCAAGAUAUAAUUAUCGGUAUGUUACAGAUUCUACUAUAUUCACCUUGAUUGACUACUCCUCCAACAAAUUCAACGGAUCAAUACCUGAGGAAAUCGGAGAGUUGAAAUCACUGUAUGUCCUCAACUUAUCCGGUAAUGCUUUUACAGGAAAAAUCCCAUCAUCAUUUGGUAAGAUGCAACAACUGGAGUCCUUAGAUCUCUCAAAGAACCACUUGAGCGGCCAAAUUCCCCCACAGUUUGCAUAUCUCACUUUCCUUGCAUUCUUGGAUCUCUCAAAUAAUGAACUGGUCGGGAAGAUCCCAACCAGCACUCAAAUUUCAACAUUUCCAAAUACCUCAUUCGAAGGUAACAAAGGAUUAUGGGAGCCUCCUUUGACAAAGGAUGCAGUAUUGCCGCCACCAAUUUUAAAUGGAAGCUCAAGUAAUCCUAAUUCUGGAGAUGAGAUUGAUUGGGAUGUUAUCUGUGUUGAAAUUGGAUUUACAUGUGGGUUUGGAAUUGUCAUCGGGUCACUUUUGUUUUGCAAAAGAUGGAGGAAAUGGUAUUACAGAGCUAUACGUAGUAUUCUUUUCAAGAUAUUCCCUCAGCUGGAGCAAAGAUUUGGUAAUCAUAGAAGACACGUCUACGUAAACACAAGGCGUUGAAUUGGUUCGAAUGUAGUUGGACUCUAUAAUGCCUGAGCCUCACUUGGGCGUCUUUUCGUUGUUAUCACCACAUCUAGUCGUU
This is a messenger RNA of Rosa rugosa (rugosa rose), 3106 nucleotides long. RefSeq names its product receptor-like protein 36. Gene Ontology annotation, molecular function: protein binding. Lineage: Eukaryota; Viridiplantae; Streptophyta; Magnoliopsida; Rosales; Rosaceae. The coding region runs from base 1 to 3024 and encodes 1007 amino acids. The transcript is spliced from 3 exons. The record is from RefSeq and is a predicted model, not a curated record.